AUGAAGAUUGAAGAAGCAUUCAGAGUCAAACAUGAAGAUACUGAGGAACAAACAAAGAUGGCAUUUAUUAAAGAUGAGAGUGAAGACGUAAAGAUUGAAGAAACAUUCAGAGUCAAACAUGAAGAUACUGAGGAACAAACAAAGAUGGCAUUUAUUAAAGAUGAGAGUGAAGACGUAAAGAUUGAAGAAACAUUCAGAGUCAAACAUGAAGAUACUGAGGAACAAACAGACCUGAUGGUGCUGAAAGAGGAGAGUGAAGUACUAGCUGAAAUGGAAGUGAAAGAUCACUAUGAGAAAAUACAUCACGAUUUCAAGAAUGGAGAAAAAUUCUGUGAAACUGAAAAGACUUCCUCACAAAAAAGAGCUCAGAAGACCAAAUCUAACAGUUACUUCACCUGCCAUCAGUGUGGAAAAAGCUUCACUCAAAAAGGAAGCCUUAAAAGCCACAUGAUAGUUCACACUGGAGAGAAGCCUUAUACAUGCACUCAAUUGGAGAGAAACCUUACACAUGCCAUCAGUGUGGACAGAGUUUCAGGCAUAACAAAAACCUCUAUACCCACAUAA
Molecule: messenger RNA, 564 nt
Organism: Sinocyclocheilus rhinocerous
Lineage: Eukaryota; Metazoa; Chordata; Actinopteri; Cypriniformes; Cyprinidae
Product: oocyte zinc finger protein XlCOF6-like
Exons: 3
Coding region: 1-564 (187 amino acids)
Biological process (GO): regulation of transcription by RNA polymerase II; epidermal cell differentiation
Cellular component (GO): nucleus
Molecular function (GO): DNA-binding transcription factor activity, RNA polymerase II-specific; RNA polymerase II cis-regulatory region sequence-specific DNA binding
Source: RefSeq, a predicted model, not a curated record